Molecule: messenger RNA, 4138 nt
Organism: Cuculus canorus (common cuckoo)
Lineage: Eukaryota; Metazoa; Chordata; Aves; Cuculiformes; Cuculidae
Gene: CAPG
Product: capping actin protein, gelsolin like
Exons: 10
Coding region: 733-1851 (372 amino acids)
Biological process (GO): actin filament severing; actin polymerization or depolymerization; barbed-end actin filament capping
Cellular component (GO): actin cytoskeleton; cytoplasm
Molecular function (GO): actin filament binding; phosphatidylinositol-4,5-bisphosphate binding
Source: RefSeq, a predicted model, not a curated record
GGCAACAGAGAAUGGGAAUGGGACCAGGACCGGGAAUGGGGAUGGAAUUGGAACCGGCACCACCACUGGGAAUGGGAACGGAACCAGGAAUGGGAACGGGAUUGGAACAGGGAAUGGGAAUGGGAAUCAGGAAUAGGAAUGGAACCGGGAAUGGGAACGGAAUCAGGAAUGGGAACGGGAUUGGAACAGGGAAUGGAACCGGGAAUGGGAAUGGGAAUGGAACAGGGAAUUGGAAUGGAACUGGGAAUGGGAAUGGAACUGGGAAUGGGAAUGGAACCGGGAAUGGGAACGGAAUCAGGAACGGGAACGGCAUUGGAACAGAGAAUGGGAAUGGGAUUGGAACAAGGAAUGGCAAUGGGUUUGGAACAAGGAAUGGGAAUGAAACCGGGAAUGGGAUUGGAAUUGGAACUGGUACCAGCACUGAGAAUGAGAAUGGAACCAGGACAGUCUAUGGGAACCAGGACCGGGAGUGGAACCAGCAAUGAGAAUGGAACCAGCACCAGUUACAGCAAUGGCAAUGGAACCAGUACUGGCAAUGGGAAUGGCAAUGGAACCAGUACCAACACCACCAAUGGCAAUGGAACUGGCACCAACACAGGCAAUGGGAAUGCACAGAAAUGAGGCACCGGCACGGCACAGGGACCCUCACUGGCUGGGAUCUCCAUAUGGAUCUGGAUUGCAGGGCACGGGCACUGUGUGUGCGCACGCACCGGGCUGGGGCACACGGAGCCCAUGGUCACAGCCUGCAGCCUCAUACAGGCAUGGGUCCAUCCACCCACCCGUCACCACCUCCCUGGCACCAUGUACACCACGCUCCCCAAAAGCAGUUCCCCGUUUGGCCCCUCUGCCACCCUCCCGGGGCUGCACAUCUGGCGGGUGGAGAAGCUUCAGCCAGUGGAGGUCCCCAAGGCAUCGUGGGGCACUUUCUUCUCCGGGGACGCCUACUUGGUGCUGCACAACGGACCAGAGGAGCGCGCCCACCUCCACCUCUGGCUGGGCCGGGAUUCCUCGCGGGACGAGCAGGGUGCCUGCGCCCUCCUCUCCACCCAACUUAACAUUCUGCUGGGCGAGCACCCCAUCACGCACCGUGAGGUGCAGGGCAACGAGUCUGACGUCUUCAUGGAGUACUUCCCACACGGCGUCACCUACCAGGAUGGUGGCGUGGACUCGGCCUUCAAGCCCAUCCGCCCCAGUGCCAGCGCCAGCCCCGUGCGCAAACUCUACCAGGUGAAGGGCAAGAAGAACAUCCAGGCGACCGAGCAGAACCUGAGCUGGGCCAGCUUCAACACUGGCGACUGCUUCAUUCUUGACCUGGGGGAGACCCUCUUUGUCUGGUGCGGGGUCAGGUGCAACGUGCUGGAACGCAGCAGGGCACAGGAGCUGGCUGCAGCCAUCCGGGACAGCGAGCGGGCUGGAAAGGCUCGCCUGGAGAUCGUGGUGGACGGCGAGGAGCCAUCUGAGAUGCUCGAGGUUCUGGGCCCCAAGCCCACCUUGCAGGAGGGCAGCCCUGAGGAGGACAUCGUUGCCGACCAGAGGAAUGCAGGGGCAGCUCUCCUCUACAAGGUGUCGGACGCCACGGGGCACAUGGACCUUAGCCAGGUGGCUGUGAGCAGCCCCUUCAGCCAGAACCUGCUCUGCUCCGACGACUGCUUCGUGCUGGACAACGGAACCGGUGGCAAAGUCUACGUCUGGAAAGGGCACAAGGCCAAUGAGCAGGAGCACCAGGCGGCCCUGAAGGUGGCUGAGGAGGUGAUCGCCCGCAUGGGACACUCGCCCCAGACACAGGUGGAGAUCCUGCCCCAGGGCCGCGAGACACCCCUCUUCAAGCAGUUCUUCACCAGCUGGAAGUGAGAGAGAAGGUGCCCACAGGGCCAGCGCCUGGCACAGCGUAGCACCGGGUUCAUGCCGGCUUGUCACCUCCCUGCCUUCGCCCGUGCCUGCUCAGCUCUUCCCUGCCACCCCCAUCCCUGUGUCACCCCCAUCCCCUGCCAUCCUUAUCGUUGUGUCACCCAUGCCAUCCCCAUUCCACGCCCGUGUCACUCCCCUUCCCGUGCCAUCCGUCACCAUCACUGUCUUUCCCCUCAAGCCCACAAACCUGUGCUCAUGCUGUCCCCAUACCUGUGCCAUACCUGUGCUGGCCCUGUGCCCACGCUGUCCUAAUGCUCACACUGUCCCCAUGCCCACGCUGACCUAAUGCUCACACAGUCCCCAUGCCCACGCUGCCUCUGUCCCUCCUCAUUUCCACACCAUGUCCCCCUCUGUCCCCCAGGGUCCCCAUGCCCACGCAUCUCUCAUCCAUCCUGUGCCUGAGCACUGGCAAAUAAAGCGUCAGUGCUGAACCCGGUGUCUCCCUGCUCUGGGUGUGAUGCCAGGGACCAGGAGGGGACACACAGGGCAGGGCUGUGGCAGGAAUAUGUCCCCAGCACCCUUGUAUGAUGCCACUCCACCCAGCAUCCUGCGGGGCCACCCAUUCCACAAGCGGCCUCUGCCCCGCGGGGCACUGCCACUGUCCUGCAAUGUCCACAGAGGCUGUGGCAGCACCCAUGGGUGCAAGGUGACCGAGGAGCCCUGGUCCUCACAUGAGCAUCCAGGCCCAACGUGACUGGGAAUCCGGGCCUGCGGCAACGACCAUCACUGGGUCCCCAGUGUCCCCACAGCCCCGCUGUCCCCAUGGCCCUAAACAGCUCCCAGCCCUGGGUCCCUCAUGUCCCCAAGCCCCUGCAUCCCCGAGGUCCCCUAAUCCCAGUAUCCCUGCAGCCACCAUGCCCACAUGUCCUUGGUGUCCCCCACCCCUACCAUCUCCACAGUCCCCGUACCUUGGAUGUCCCUAGUGUCUCCAUGUCCCCAAACCACCCAAAUGUCCAGGUCCCUCAAGUCUCCAAACUCUAGUGUCCCUGCAUCCCCAAGAUCCCCUUGUCCCUGUAUCCCUGCAGCCACCAUGUACACGUGUCCCUGGUGUACCCAACACCUGCUAUCUCCAUAAUCCUCACAUCCCUGCUGUCCCCAUGUCCUUCAUAUCUCCAAGCCCCACUGUCCCUGCAUGCCUGGCCCCUGCAUUCCCAAGGUCCCCUCAUCCCCGUAGCUGUCACGUCCACGCGUCCCUGGUGUCACCAAACCUCCAUUAUCUCUAGUCCCCACAUCCUGGAUGCCCUCAGUGUCCCCAAAUCACAGAAUCACAAGGUUGGAAAGGACCCACUGGAUCAUCGAGUCCAACCAUUCCUAACACUCCCUAAACCAUGUCCCUAAGCACUUCAUCCACCCGUUCCUUAAACACCUCCAGGGAAGGUGACUCAACCACCUCCCUGGGCAGCUGUUCCAGUGCCCAAUGACUCUUACUGUGAAGAAUUUUUUUCUGAUAUCCAACCUGAACCUCCCCUGACGGAGCUUCAGGCCAUUCCCUCUUGUCCUGUCCUCUGUCACUUGGGAGAAGAGCCCAGCUCCCUCCUCUCCACAACCUCCUUUCAGGUAGUUGUAGAGAGUAAUAAGGUCUCCCCUCAGCCUCCUCUUCUCCAGGCUAAACAACCCCAGCUCUCUCAGCCGCUCCUCAUAAGACUUGUUCUCCAGCCCCUUCACCAGCUUUGUUGCUCUUCUCUGGACACGCUCCAGAGCCUCAACAUCCUUCUUGUGGUGAGGGGUCCAGAACUGAACACAGUAUUCAAGGUGCGGUCUCACCAGUGCUGAGUACAGAGGGAGAAUAACCUUCCUGGACCUGCUGGUGACCCCAUUUCUGAUACAAGCCAAGAUGCCAUUGGCCUUCUUGGCCACCUGGGCACACUGCUGGCUCAUGUUCAGUCGGCUGUCGACCAUCACCCCCAGGUCCUUUUCUUCUGUGCAGCUCUCCAGCCAUUCUUCCCCCAGUCUGUAGCGCUGCAUAGGGUUGUUGUGCCCCAAGUGCAGGACCCGGCAUUUGGCCUUGUCCCCCACCAAAGGCCCUCCAUGUCCAGACCCUGGCUCCCCCAUCGCUGCCAGCUCAUUUCUGCCUCCAGCUGCUUUUCUGCCCAGACCUCCCUCCCUCGUUAGACUCAAAUAAUUAGCCCAAGCGCUAAUUACUUAUCCAAUUAUCCCUGCCUUGGCUUCCCUCCCUGAAGCACAAGCCUGGGCACCAUGACCUGUUGUGAAAACACACAGUGAUUCCCAU